Messenger RNA from Enterobius vermicularis (human pinworm), 3666 nucleotides. NCBI's taxonomy places the organism in Eukaryota, Metazoa, Nematoda, Chromadorea, Rhabditida, Oxyuridae. The record is from the annotation of a GenBank genome assembly.
AUGAUUUCUGGAGACGAACAGCUUCGAGACGUAUCGUCAGUAGCAUUAAAAACUGUGGUGUCAGAAUUGUCUCCAUCGGAUAAUAUGUCGGCCAGUGUAAUCAAACGCAUCAUCCCGAAACUCACAAGUGCACUUCGUGAUGUUGCACCUACUGAAGCCUCCGUACGAUUGGAAAUUUUAGAUAUAAUUGCAGAUGUUUUACUUCGUUAUGGCUUUGCGCUUACUACUUAUUUAGUUCCUCUUCAAGAAGUUAUUUUGGCACAGCUAUUCUCAGACCGACAAGCACUUCGUAAACGCUCUUUGGUAGCUCUUGGGAACCUUAUGAUAGCGGCCCCAAAGACAUUAUACGCCUCGACAUUAGAUUCUUUGAUUGGGCACCUCUCUGCUGAAAAGGUUCCUUUGUCUCGUGUGCGGACUAUAGUGCAAACAACUCAAUAUGUAUGCAGAUGCACAGGAAAUCGUUUCGCGCCGUAUUUACAUGGUCUUGUUCCAAUCAUAUUACGUAAUGCUUUGGAAACGAAUGAUGACGAGCUAUGCGAGUCUUGUAUUCAGGCGUUUGAUUCGUUCUUAUUCCGUUGCCCGAAAGACAUCACGCCAUUUGUUCCAAAAAUUGUUGAGGCCGUAUCGGUAUUUCUUAAACACGACCCAAAUUACACUUAUGACGAUGAUGACGACGAUGAAAACCUUGACGACCAAAGGAAUAUGGAUACUGACGUGGGUUUUAUCAUUAAACUUUGUUUUUGCAUAGAAGCUGAGUCCGAUCAGGAUGAGGACAUAGAAGAGUAUUCUGAUGACGACGACAUGAGCUGGAAGGUUCGAAGGGCAGCAGCAAAAUGCAUAGAAGCUUUGAUCAUUUCUCGUCGAGAGCAGAUUGUGGAGUUUUCUGACACCCUUGGUUCUCUUUUGAUGAGCCGAUUCAAAGAACGUGAGGAUAACGUAAAAUGGGACAUAUUUCACGCUUACACACAGUUGCUCUGCCAAAUUAAAAAUCUUUUUCCAAACCUUUCGUCAGUUUGUUUGGUUAGACUUGUCGUUUCGUCUACUUCAACCGAGGAAGAUAAAGAAAAUUCGUUAAGUCAUUAUAGCGAAGGAGAUAUUGCAAGAGUUAAUGGUGCGGUUAUUUUGAAGAGUGCAGUUACUGAUGAACAACUUGCAAUACUCAAGAUUCUUGAUGCUCAAGUACCAACUCUGGUUAGAAUACUCAAUAAGCAGUUGAAGACCAAAGUGGUGAAAACUAAGCAGUGCUGUUUUAUUCUCCUUACUCAGCUUUUGCGGGCGUAUCCAGGAUCGCUGUCAGGUCAUCUCCAUCUUCUCGUUCCUGGGGUACAAGCAGCUAUGACCGAUAAAACGUCCAAUACGAAUUUAAAAAUUGACACUUUAACAUUUUUAUCUAUCGCACUGUGCACUCAUUCUCCUGAGGCAAGCUUCGCAGAUUUCAAAAUAUUUUUUUGCUUUCCUUUUUCUAAACUGCAUCCAUAUAUGAAUGUUCUGGUUCCUCUGAUAGUCCAAGCUGUGAAGGAUUCAUUUUAUAAAGUUUCUGCUGAGGCACUUGAUGUGACUCUGUCAUUGAUUAAAGUUUUACGGCCAUCUCAGCCUUCAGCAACCUUUUUCGACUUCUCAACUUUCGUAGGAAGUAUAUAUUCAGCUGUAUCAGAAAAGUUGAAGGCGACUGAUAUUGAUCAGGAAGUCAAGGAAAAGGCCAUUACCUCAACAGGAUUACUUAUCGCCACGUUUGGGGACUACCUACACGAUGAAUUACGUCUAUGUUUGCCGAUAUUGUUAGAUCGACUUCGAAAUGAAAUGACACGUCUAGUCACCGUUAAGUCACUGAACACAGUUGUGAAUAGUCCAUUAAAAAUCAAUUUAAGUGCAAUCUUGCCAGAUUCUCUACUACUUUUGGCAGAAUUUCUCAGGAAAAAUCAACGGGCAUUGAAAAUUGCAACGUUAAAUUUACUGGACAGUUUGGUCAACAGAUAUACUCACAGUGGAUUGGAUGGUAACGAGCUGAAGAAGGUGCUAACAGAGACGCCAGCUUUGAUUUCCGAACUGGACCUUCAGAUUAGCCAGCUGGUGCUAAAUUUCUUGAAAGAUGUCAUAAAAGUUUUUUCUCUCACUAUCAGCGAUUCUCUGUCAUCUAUCCUCAAUGCCUUUGUUGCAUUAACGCAGAGUUCCUUACUGCAAGGCUCAACCUUAAAUGCUGCAUUACAGUUUCUUGAUACUCUUGUCAAAACUCCUCUCCCUGAUAAGCCUGAUUUUGAAACUUUACUAACUCAGCUUACGCGACCAGUCUACGAGCGUUCAGAUUUACAUAGGCAAGCUUAUCAUUCGAUUUCUGCUUGCACUGCAGUGGUCGCUUCUUCAGCGGAUCUUAAUAAAGCAAAAACUUUAGCCAACCAGCUGGCGGAUCAGUUAAAAUCACCUAAAACAUCAAACGACAUUCGUCUUUUCUCACUUUUAGUUCUUGGAGAGCUUGGUAGGAAAAGACCAGAACUUUACGAGAACAACGAUUCAGUCAAGCCUGAAGAGCUUCUGAUUGAAGCUUUCAAUUCAUCUUCUGAGGAAUUAAAAACGGCAGCGUCUUACUCAUUGGGACGUCUAGCAGUCGGAAAUCUUGAAAAGUUUUUACCCUUCCUACUGAAACAAAUCAGCGCUCAGCCUAAACGCCAAUAUCUUCUUCUUCAUGCGUUAAAAGAGGUUAUUGGGUCGGGAAGUGUUGACAGUCGCGAUAUUGAAUUCUUCAGACCCCGUAUUGAACAGAUUUGUCCUGUUUUGAUGGAACAUGCAAUGUGUGCUGAGGAAGGUACAAGGAAUGUUGUUUCUGAAUGCUUAGGAAAACUUUGCUUAGUACAUCCCGAAUAUCUACUGCCGCGGCUAAAGGAUUGUGUGAAGUCUAAAUCACCCCUCCUGCGUGCAACAGCUGUCACUGCUGUGAAAUUUUUAAUAGUUGAACAAUGGACGGCCGUUGACGAAUUGCUACACGCUUGUAUGGGUGAAUUUCUUCAGACUGUUAAAGAUCCAGAUCAUAACGUCCGGCGUGUUGCAUUGGUCACUUUCAAUUCUGCAGCUCAUAAUAAGCCUAAUUUGAUACGUGAUUUGCUUGACGAGCUACUACCUUCUUUGUAUGCGGAAACUGUUGUUAAAAAGGAAUUGGUAAGAGAAGUUGAGAUGGGUCCUUUCAAACACACGGUAGAUGAUGGACUCGAUCUUCGCAAAGCUGCAUUUGAAUGCAUGUACACUCUCUUGGAAACGUGUUUGGAGAGGCUUUCAAUUCCUGAGUUUAUGACUCACCUUGAAGCUGGGCUCUCGGAUCAUCAUGAUAUAAAACUGUUAACUUACUUAAUGUUAGCUCGGCUUUCUGUUUUAUGCCCCACACAAGUGUUGCAGCGACUGGACAAGAUCUGUGAGCCUCUAAAGGCUCAGAUGUACGCAAAAGUAAAAGCAAAUGCCGUCAAACAAGAAAGUGACAAACAAGACGAAUUGAGGAGGGCUGCUUUACGCCUGAUUAUUGCUUUGCAGCGCAUACCAGAAGCCGAUCGCCAGGGACAUCUUGCAGAAUUGCUAAAUGCUGUGCGUAAUAACUCAGAAUUGAAUGCUUUAUAUCAAGCGGUAGAAAAAGAUAUUGCUCAUCGUUCCUUCUCAACGGACACAGCUAUGGAGACGGACUGA